Molecule: messenger RNA, 1031 nt
Organism: Triticum dicoccoides
Lineage: Eukaryota; Viridiplantae; Streptophyta; Magnoliopsida; Poales; Poaceae
Exons: 4
Coding region: 150-620 (156 amino acids)
Source: RefSeq, a predicted model, not a curated record
GCCGCUGUCUCCCACCUCUCGCCAGUCUUUCUUGUGUCCACCAUUGACGCCGGCAGAGAUCUGCGGAAGAAGGAGUGCAGGGCGGCGAGUAUCGUCGAUGGAGUUCCUGAUGCAACCAAUUAGGAGGUCCGCGGUGAUGGAGGAGGUGAAUGACAACCAGUUGCGAGCUGUCCCCCAUGGCCACUAUAAGCGUUGACGGGCAGAUCUGUGCGGUGGAUGGGGCAGCUGCGACUGAGCGAGAUGAUGAACCGCAGGCGUCUGAGCAAUCCAUUGGCCAAGUUGAUCCGAAAACACCAGGCUGGACUCGCAGGGUUAGAAUUGGAGCUGCUGCUCCUGGCAGGGCUCCUUGCCCUGGGCGAACCAGUGCCCUUGAGAAAGCAAUUCGGGGGUUUGGUGACAAGCCUGGAAGCAUUGUGGUUGUGCCAGAACUGGGCACAAGCUUUGAUACACUUGGGGAGGCCUAUGACUUCUACAAUCUCUACUCGUGGGAGAAGGGGUUUGGAAUAAGAUAUGGGAAGAGUAGGUUGAAUGUGGAGAGAACAAAGUGCAUGCAGGAAAUUGUUUGCGGGUGUGCGGGUAAACCGGGUGUGGAAAACACAAGAUCAUGCCGUUGUGAAUGACCGGCAUUAAUAAGACUACUUCGCACAAAGGAUAAUGGUUGGUACAUAGCUGAGCACCGUGAGCAGCACAACCAUUUGCUAUCUCCUACAUAUGGGCAGACAAUACACUGGCCUUCACACAAGCACAUCGAUGCUUAGAACAGAGACUUGGUCGAGUAGUUGCGACAAAACAAUGUUAACCUAGCCAAAGUUAUCUACUAAUACACCGGCAUAAUUGGAAGCUUCUUUGGUUCAAUGGAAAGGGUGCCUUUCACAAAAAGAGCUCUGAAGAAUUUGUGUGGUAAAAUAAAUAAAGAACAGUCGGAGGAUGAUGUGAGGAAGACCAUGGAGGUGUUUGCAGAGCUGGGCUCAAGAGAUCCUCACUUCACCUAUCGUGUGCAAGCAGAUGAGGAUGGUCGGAUAGCAACUCUU